UAACAUUAAAAUGGGUCAUAUUUACUACGACAAGAUGCAUGAGGCUUUCGGAAUUCCAUGAUCAGAACUCUAUGAUCAGAAUACUAAAGCUGCAUGAACUGUCAAGUCUAGACGUGGCCUAUCUGGAUAUGUGCUCAACAAAUGUUCAACAUUCACCUUCUGCUACCAUUUAUGUCAAGCCGUCUAUGCAUACAGUUGGACGCAUACAUUCGAUAAAUCCAACAUAUGCACCACACAGAACGCACUGCAACUAACGCUGCAAGGCAAACGCAGCGUUCCAUUGGAAAUGAAUGUACCAAAACGCAAAUACACUGUGCGACAUUGUCCGUGUGAUCUAGGCGUCGGCGUGGUCUGUUUCGCAAGCGUUCCCGGAAGUCUCGCGAUGUUGCGCCUCUGGGUUUAGGAACUGUGCAAGUACACUGCUUUAUAUCUAUGGUGGAAAACGCCAUAUUUUCGAAAUGGCAUAUCUCGAGUUCAAGUUUGAGGACCAAAUAACUAAAUACAUUCGGGAACAAGAAUUGGAAACUUCACUAAAAUUCAUAACAUUGCGAAAGGACAAACAUUUUGGGCAAAAGGAUGCACAGCCUUUGGCACAGAAAAAACUCAGCUGGGAGAGUAAAAGCCUCCCAUUCAAUGGUGUUCCCUUUCAAGUUGUUGGCACAAAGACGUAUGAAUGCCACCAGGGGAAAGACAGACAAACAAAAGCCAAAGAGAAAUAUGCUGCUGAAAGGGACAAGAAGGAACUUGAAGACCAUGCCUUUCUACAGAAACGGAAACUGGUACAAAAUACCAAAAAGGUGGACUGCAAGGCUAUAAUAAACAUUGCCCACGUUAUCCGCUUUCCUGAUUUUAAGAUUGAGGAAAGUACAGUGCGCUCUAAAAAGGAGGCCUCCCAAACUCUGAAGGCAGCACUAAGUGAAACACCCAGCUCCGUGAAGGCAGAGGUUGUCUACUGCGUCAGGUUCCCCUCCCUCUCUGAGCAUAGCUCACAUGCAGUUGUUGGCGAGGCAGCUUAUGUUAGGGAAGCUGUAGAUGCCAGGCUGAGAGAGAAGAUUGAGCAGCUGACUCUGUCUGGUGUGAGAAAGAUGACUGAAAUGAAGUGUCAUCUUAACACCUUUGUAGUGGAAGAGCUUUUCUGUGGAGAGCAGCCCCCUCCACCUACUCGCAGGCGGUAUUACCCGACUGACAGUGACAUAAGAAAUGUCAUGUUUAAGACCAAGCAAGCCACCAGAGACCCCAACAUUGACCGUCCAGACGAAGGUCCAUCUAGAAGAGGAAAGAAGAGGUCAUCUAGGAAGGUGUUGCAGUUGAGGAGUCAAUGUGCAGGAUAUCUUAAAGAGAUCACAGACCUCACUUAUCAUCUCCAAGAUGAACAGUGCAUGACUGACCUGUCUUCACGUCUCAAAAGCGUGUUGCUGGAUAUGAAGGCCAAUGUUCCACAGGAUACAGGCCUUCCACUGACCUUUUCUCCAAGGAAGAGAAAAGCUGAGAAGGCCAUGGACCCCCUACCAACCAAGAGAGCAUCACACCCUUUCACAGGCGGGGUAGAACAGCAUACAGAGGACAUAGUGAGUGUGGAUACCUUGUUGGCAUUGACCCUAGGGUAGUAGGGCUGUGUGGAGACAUUUACAUUUUUAGUCAUUUAGCAGACGCUCUUUUCCAGAGCGACUUACAGUUAGUGAGUGCAUAAA
Coregonus clupeaformis (lake whitefish) is the source of this 1691-nucleotide messenger RNA. RefSeq lists its product as uncharacterized. NCBI's taxonomy places the organism in Eukaryota, Metazoa, Chordata, Actinopteri, Salmoniformes, Salmonidae. Gene Ontology annotation, molecular function: DNA-binding transcription factor activity. The record is from RefSeq and is a predicted model, not a curated record. The coding region runs from base 459 to 1607 and encodes 382 amino acids. The transcript has 5 exons.